AUGUUUUCCCACUACCCUUCUUUAAGCGGACUGCAAGUCGCCAGCUUUCUUCCACUUCUCAUCUCCGGAGCGAGUGCCCUGCUGAACGCCACUGAGACUACCACUCAGCUCACGCUCGCCAAUGAUCGCCUGUCUGCAACAGUCAACAAAGCAGGCGGGUACAUCUCGACCCUCACACUCGACGGCCAAGAUCUACUCGGUCCCAAAUCAGGAAGUACAGGCAUAGGACCCUACCUAGACUGCUACUGCACGCCCUCCGGAUUCUACACACCAGGCAACAUCGCACCAAAAUACAAACUCAUCAAAGGUGUCGACUCAACCAACACCCCCUAUGGUGGCGUCGUAAUGAGCGAAAUCUAUCCUCCCACCGGCCAACUAAUGGAACAAUACUGGUUCCUCCGUGAAGGCGAGACAGGCCUACACACAUUCAGCCGCCUCGCCUACUACAACAGCAGCACACCCUUCCUGCGCAACCUGCAAGAAAUGCGCGUUCUAUUCCGGCCCAACACUCCCCUAUGGACACACCUCCUCACCAACGAGAAGACAUUCGCUCCCUUACCAUCCAAGACCGCAGUAUCCAAACAAGUCGUCGUGCAAGACGCAACGUGGUACCUGGGCAACACGCCGGAGGAUCCGUAUGUGCAGCAGAUGGCGGAUUAUUUCACGAAAUAUACGUUUCAGGAUGCGUGGAGGGAUCAUGAUGUCCAUGGGAUGUAUGCGGAUGGGAGUCAGAGUGCGGAUGGGAGAGCGUAUGGGAGUUGGUUGGUGAUGAAUACGAAGGAUACGUAUUUUGGGGGGCCGGUGCAUAGUGAUUUGACGGUGGAUGGGAUUGUGUAUAAUUAUCUGGUUUCGAAUCAUCAUGGUGAAGGAACACCGAAUAUCACAGAUGGAUUUGAUCGUACUUUCGGACCUCAAUACUACCACUUCAACAGCGGUCCCUCCGGAACCACCAUGGAAACCCUCCGCAAAGAAGCCCUCCAAUUCUACUCCCCCACCUGGAACACCCCCUUCUACGACAGCAUCGCCCCCUUCGUACCCAACUACGUCCCCUCCACGCUCCGCACAACCUGGAAAGCACACGUCGACCUCCCCCCCAACGCCAAGAACCCCAUCGCAAUCCUCUCCCAAAACGGCGUCUACUUCCAAGACAACGCCCUCGACCCAACCGCCUACCAAUACUGGGCCGACAUCGACCCCUCCACCGGCAACGUCGAGAUCCCCUCUGUCAAAGCAGGGACUUACCGCAUGACUCUGUACGCAGAGGGGAUUUUCGGACAGUAUGUUAAAGAUGAUGUUAAAGUCAUCGCGGGGGAGGUACACACCACGCACGCACGCUGGAGGGAAGACUCUGCCGGGACGGAAAUCUGGCGGAUCGGCACGCCGGACCUCUCAGCGGGGGAAUUCAAGCACGGGUACGCGCCCUACGACUCUAAACCCUUACACCCAGAACAAUACCGGAUCUACUGGGCGAUCUACGAUUUCGUGUCUGAAUUCCCCGAUGGGUUGACAUACACUAUAGGCGAGAGUGACCCGGCAGAGGAUUUCAACUAUGUGCAUUGGAGCGUGUUUGGGGGGUAUGCGAAUAGUGUGCGGACGGAACAGGUCGAGAGGAAUGUGAAUAAUUGGACGUUGGUGUGGGAUAUGGAGAGGGGGGCGUUUGAGAGGAAGAGGAGGGCUACUUUUACGGUGCAGUUGGCGGGGGCGAAGACUGCGGCGGGGAAUACGGAUGUUUUUAAUGCGAGUGAACCGCAUGCGAAUUUGAGGUAUACUGUGAGUGUCAAUGGGAGGGAGUUGGAGCCGUGGGUUAUUCCGUAUUACCACUCCUCCUCCUGCGCCGUCCGCUCCGCCGUAAGCUGCUACAACAUCGCCAACAAAUUCACCUUCGACCCGAAAUACUUCGUCGAAGGCAAGAACGAGAUAGUGCUAAGUCUGCCUUUUAAUGCGACGGAUUAUGAGAGUGCGGUUCUGCCGAGGAGUGUCUAUGUUCAGUAUGAUGCGUUGAGGUUGGAGGUUGUGUAG
Molecule: messenger RNA, 2019 nt
Organism: Cadophora gregata
Lineage: Eukaryota; Fungi; Ascomycota; Leotiomycetes; Helotiales; Ploettnerulaceae
Exons: 4
Coding region: 1-2019 (672 amino acids)
Biological process (GO): carbohydrate metabolic process
Molecular function (GO): catalytic activity; carbohydrate binding
Source: RefSeq, a predicted model, not a curated record